Molecule: messenger RNA, 732 nt
Organism: Trichophyton rubrum CBS 118892
Lineage: Eukaryota; Fungi; Ascomycota; Eurotiomycetes; Onygenales; Arthrodermataceae
Exons: 1
Coding region: 1-732 (243 amino acids)
Cellular component (GO): membrane; microtubule; cytoplasm
Molecular function (GO): GTP binding; GTPase activity; microtubule binding
Source: RefSeq, a predicted model, not a curated record
AUGGGGUUAAGGGGCUUCGUGGACCAGAAAGUUACCCCUCUAUUUGGCCUGGAUGUUCUGAGAAUCAAGGUCAUCGGGGAGACUGGACUUCAUCUUACCAUAGUUGACUUACCAGGGCUCGUCUCUGGAGCCGAAGCUGAUAACUGUUCUGUCGUUGAAAGCCUAGUCAACUCAUACCUUGAGAAUCCGCGCAGCAUUAUCCUUGCUAUAGUCCUAGCUAUGAGUGAUGUUGAGACUCAGCCAAUCAUUCAGGCAGCUCGGCAAUUUGAUAACGAAGGAACCAGGACUGUUGGUAUUGUCACCAAAGUUGACCUUAUUACUAAUGGAACUGAAGAAGGAAUCGUAGCCAUGGCCAAAAACCAGGGCCCUAUCAAGUUAAAGCUAGGGUACUAUCUGCUGAAGAACCCAUCUCCAAAAGAGAUUGAGUCUGGGAUAACUGCCGAGGGAAGAAGGAGAAAGGAUCUCAGCUGGUUUCAGAAACCCGGUUGGAAGAGAAGAUUCCUUAAUCUCAACAGAGUGGGCAUCGAUGCACUCAAAUCUUCACUCGAAGUACUCCUUGCACAACAUAUUAAAAAUGAGCUCCCCAAAGUCUGCUCCGAGAUAACGAAGCUACUAGAAGAUGCACAAAAAGAGGUCACAGAACUCGGCGAAGGGCGUCCGAACACACAAGCACAGAGGAUUUUUCUCCAAACUCAGCAUGCAGUUUCAAGGACUUGUACAAGCUGCGACUAG